Messenger RNA from Prorocentrum cordatum, 864 nucleotides. The record is from the annotation of a GenBank genome assembly. Lineage: Eukaryota; Dinophyceae; Prorocentrales; Prorocentraceae.
GGCUCCUCGGACAGGCGGACUCCGCCUUCUGGCCGCCGGGCGCCAGGCGGCGAGCGGCGCUUCGCAGCGACCGGCGCCCUGGCCGCGGUUUCUGCGCGCUCCAGCCGGCUGAGCGUCCGAGGCCGCCGGGGGCGAUCAUUGACAUCUGGAGGAGCCCCCCCCCCCUGGUGGGCAGGAUCCUUCCCUUGACUGUGCGAGGCCUUGUCGACAGCAGCGCGGGCGCCCGCCUAACCUCAAGAGGAGGGGUGCCGCCUCUCUGCGCCCGCGAGGUGCCCCCGGGGAAGCGCACCGAGACGGGACCGACGACGUCGUCGCCGCCGCCGCCGGCGCCAGGCCGGCGACGGCGCCGCGUGCCGUGCGGAGAGCCUCCCGGGCCGGCGGCGACGGAGCGCGCCGGGGGAGGCGAAUUCGGGAGACGACGGCACAAUGGACACAAGUUGUCAGACGUUUGCCAAAAAGAGCGCCAGAAGCAUCGCGCGCGCCGGCGGCCCCGCUCGCACAGGAAGGCCAGGGGGAGGCGCUCGCGCGGGCGCGGCUCGCAGCGGCCUCGCUGCUCAAAAAGCUGGGCGUGCAGUGUGCCUCUCGCGGUGGCUCCGGGCCCAUUGGCAUCGGCCUCGGGCAGGAUCCGCAGGGCUAUUCAAAUCAAUAUCAGGGCUUGAAAACGGCCCCCGGACGCCGACAUCGCGGCAGGCCUUCCUGGUCUGAGUGCCUUCGCGACGCCCGACGACAGGGGGCAGCAGCGUAGGAGGAGGGUCAAAAAAGCUAUACCGUCGGGGCCCCACGCCCAAAGGCCUCCCCCCCGCGGCGGCGGCCAGCGGCCCCCGCGCGCGGCCGCGCCACGCCGCAGCGCGGGGGGGCGGCGAC